Molecule: messenger RNA, 1719 nt
Organism: Aspergillus uvarum CBS 121591
Lineage: Eukaryota; Fungi; Ascomycota; Eurotiomycetes; Eurotiales; Aspergillaceae
Product: tannase and feruloyl esterase
Exons: 1
Coding region: 1-1719 (572 amino acids)
Source: RefSeq, a predicted model, not a curated record
AUGGCCAAGUACCUCUCCUUGGCCAUCUCAGCUGCGGCUCUAGCCCAGGCUGUCAGCCUGGAAGAUGUCUGUACUUCCGCCUACGCCAAGGCGGCGAUUCCCUCCACCGGUCUGGCCCAGGGGGUGGUCACCAACCCCUCCAGCGUCACCGCAGCCCCGGUCUACAAUGAAUCCACCGCUGGAUCCAACUACUAUCCUGCCGGCACCUACAACUACUGCAACAUCACCAUGACCUACUCCCACGCGGGUAAGGACGACGAGGUUCUGCUGCAGUUCUGGAUGCCCUCCCCCGAGGACUUCCAGAACCGCUGGCUCUCGACCGGUGGCUUCGGGUUCGCUAUCAACGUCGCCACCAACGUCCCCGCUGGUCUGCCCUACGGUGCCGUCGCUGGCCGCACCGAUGGAGGGUUUGGCAGCUUUGACAAUGAAUUUUCGUCUGUCUACCCUCUUGUGAACGGCACCGCCAACUACGAUGCCCUGUACAUGUUCGGCUACCAGGCCCACCACGAGAUGUCCUCCAUCGGCAAGUCGUUCACCAAGAACUUCUUCAACAUGACCGACAAGCUCUACUCCUACUACCAAGGUUGCUCUGAGGGUGGUCGCGAGGGUUGGAGCCAGCUUCAGCGCUUCCCUGAAGAAUGGAGCGGUGCUGUCAUUGGUGCCCCGGCCAUUCGCUACGGUCAACAACAGGUCAACCAUCUUGUGCCACAGGUCGUCCAGCAGACCCUGGGAUACUACCCCCCCAACUGCGAAAUGUCUGAGCUGGUGACGCAGAUUAUCGACGGGUGCGACGCUCUGGAUGGUCGCAAAGACGGAGUCAUCUCGCGCAGCGACCUCUGCAAGUUGAACUUCGACCUCAAGUCCACUAUAGGAAAGCCGUACUCGUGCGCAGCCAGCACCAGCAUGGGCGUCUCGACUCCUGCGCAGAACGGCACCAUCACCGCUGAGGGUGUCCGCGUCGCGCAGACCAUUCUUGACGGAUUGAAGGACUCUGAGGGUCGCCAGGCCUACUUCUGGUACCAGAUUGGAUCCGAGUUCACCGACGCGGAGACCAGCUACGACGCCACCACCAAGACAUACGGCCCCGAGAUUUCUGAACUGGGCGGUGAGUGGGUUACUCACGGUCUGCAGCUGCUGGACCUCGACAACCUGUCCAACCUCGACAACGUGACCUACGAUGUGCUCCGCGACUGGAUGCUGGAGGGCCUGCAGCGGUACGAGGACGUGCUGCAGACGACCUGGCCCGACCUGUCGCGCUUCCAGGCUGCUGGUGGAAAGGUUAUUCACUAUCACGGUGAAUCUGAUAACUCCAUUCCCGCGUCUUCGUCGGUCCGCUACUUCGAGUCCGUUCGCAACACCAUGUUCCCCAACUCGACUUACACCUACGAUGAGUCGAUCAAGGCGAUCAACGAGUUCUACCGCCUGUACCUUGUGCCCGGUGCCUCGCACUGCAACACCAACUCGCUGCAGCCCAAUGGCCCCUACCCUCAGGACUCGCUCGGUGACCUCAUGAGAUGGGUAGAGAAGGGGGUCGACCCAGUCACGCUGAACGGUACCGUGCUCACUGGCGACUACACCGGCGAGCACCAGAAAAUCUGCUCGUGGCCUCUUCGUCCCUUGUGGAAGAACAACGGCACCACUCUGGAGUGUGUCGAGGACAAGGCGUCGAUCCAGACCUUCCUUUACGAGCUAGAUGCUUACAACAUUACUAUCUACUAA